Molecule: messenger RNA, 1387 nt
Organism: Emericellopsis atlantica
Lineage: Eukaryota; Fungi; Ascomycota; Sordariomycetes; Hypocreales; Bionectriaceae
Exons: 3
Coding region: 273-1334 (353 amino acids)
Cellular component (GO): cytoplasm
Molecular function (GO): 2-oxoglutarate-dependent dioxygenase activity
Source: RefSeq, a predicted model, not a curated record
CUCCGGGUGCGUGGCAGACGAACCAUUUGUCAAUCGCGUCUCCAAAUGUCGUGCUUCACUUCCGAGCUGAUUCGCCGAGGCUGGGGGGUAUAUGAACGGCCUCAACUUCCACGACCAGAACAGAAUCCGCUUGUCAUCAUCCGGCGCCACUAAGACGUGAUCGAGUUGCCAGCCAUAAUACUGCACCUUCAUCUCUAUCCCCAGUCACUCCUCGUCAAGAUAGGCAACUCUACGCCCAUCGCAGCCAAUCAUCCACCAGCACCCAUUUCAAAAUGCCGUCUGCCACCAUCGACCAUGCGCAGGACGCCAUUGUCGGCGGCCACCCAGACAGCCGACCUCGCCUGGCCAAGCCCCUGACAUAUGCCGGCACCCUGGACAGCUUCCAGCAAUUCGACGUGACCCCGGUCAUUGGGCGCGAAUUCUCGGGACUGCACCUGCGCGACCUGCUCAAGGGCUCGGACGAGCAGAUGCGCGACUUGGCGCUGACCAUUUCCCAGCGAGGCGUCGUCUUUCUUCGUGGGCAGGGCGAUGCCACGCCCAUGGAGAUGAAGGACUUUAUGCUGCGGCUGACCGAGGCCAGUGGAUGCCCGGCAAGCUCCGACCUGCAUGUGCAUCCCCUGACUGAAGAGGGCAGCGAGCUGGGCGAUCAGGUCAGCGUUAUCUCGAGUGCGAAGCAGAAGAAGGGCGGAGGCUUGACCCAUCAGUUGAGCGAUGUGAGCCGCUUUGCCAGCACCGGGUGGCACAGUGACAUCACCUUUGAGAAGGUCCCUUCAGACUACGCGAUGCUCAAGAUCCACACCCUGCCCCCGACAGGCGGUGACACUCUCUGGGCCUCCGGGUACGAGAUUUAUGACCGUCUCUCCCCUCCCAUGAAGGCCUUCCUCGAGACUCUGACCGCCACACAUGACGCCUCCUUCUUCCACGACGAGGCAGAGCGUCUCGGCAACCCCCUCCGCAAGGACAAGCGCGGCUCUCCCCUCAACCAAGGCGGUGACCUGCGCGCGGUGCACCCUCUCAUCCGCACCAACCCCGUCACCGGGUGGAAGUCCGUCUAUGUCAACAAGGGCUUCACCAAGCGCAUCAACGACGUCACCAAGGACGAGAGCGACGUGCUCCUCGCCUACCUGUUCAACCUGGUCACCCAGAACCACGAUGCGCAGGUGCGUUUCAAGUGGAGUGCCGGUGACCUGGCCAUCUGGGACAACAGGUCGACUUUCCACUGCGCGACGUAUGAUUACAGUGCCGACAGAGCGGGCGAUCGUGUCUGCAGCUUGGGCGAGGCGCCGUAUCUUGAUCUGAACAGCAAGAGCAGGAGAGAGGCGCUGGGACUGUGAUCACUAGAUGAAACGAAAUAGUCAAUGAAUAGAAUGACAAAUUUAUUUCCGCA